Dunckerocampus dactyliophorus (ringed pipefish) is the source of this 3804-nucleotide messenger RNA. It is a transcript of the gene nr2c2, whose product is annotated as nuclear receptor subfamily 2, group C, member 2. Gene Ontology annotation, biological process: positive regulation of transcription by RNA polymerase II; cell differentiation; positive regulation of embryonic development. Lineage: Eukaryota; Metazoa; Chordata; Actinopteri; Syngnathiformes; Syngnathidae. Gene Ontology annotation, molecular function: nuclear receptor activity; zinc ion binding; RNA polymerase II cis-regulatory region sequence-specific DNA binding. The record is from RefSeq and is a predicted model, not a curated record. Bases 275 to 2065 code for a protein of 596 amino acids. The transcript is spliced from 15 exons.
UGCGCGAGGACGCGACAGAGGAAGAAAAAAAAAAAAAAAACCUCCAACCAUCAACGCGCUGAUGGUGCGGGGUCACGAACUAUGACCUUUAACUGUAGGAAAACAAAACAAUUAUUUUAUAAAAUAGCUGAGAGCCCCAAUUCUUCGUUCGACCACUCUUGGAGUCCUCACUAAUGACCUUACAUCACCAUGACGGCCAGCCUGAAUCUGCUCUCUCAGCAGAAAACAGACUUUGAGCACAAGGCAGAGGUGUCAUUGUCUCCCAUUGUUGGUGAUGAGUCAGUCACCUCAGCACUUUCAGGUUGGUUCUCUUGAGGCUUCAGCAACAUCACAACAGAUACAGAUUGUAACUGAGCAGAAGACAGGUCAGAAGAUUCAGAUCGUGACAGUCAUGAACCCUUCUAGUGCUCCCAAGCAGCGAUUUAUUUUGACCACAGCUGAUCGCUCCGGGGCAGGCAAGGUUAUUCUGACCUCUCCAAACAACCACAACACUAAGCAGCUCAUCUUUACCUCUGCAGACAGCCUGAUGCCAGGAAGGAUACAGAUUGUCACAGAUCCAUUGUCAAUGGAGCAGUUACUUGGGCAAUCUGGCGAUUUGAAUCGGGCACAGACAGUGGAGUACUGUGUGGUGUGUGGAGACAAGGCUUCAGGGCGUCACUAUGGAGCUAUGAGUUGUGAGGGCUGCAAAGGUUUCUUCAAGCGGAGUGUGAGGAAAAACCUGACCUACAGCUGUCGCAGUAAGCAGGACUGCGUUAUCAACAAGCACCACCGGAACCGCUGCCAGUUCUGUCGGUUGAAGAAAUGCCUUGACAUGGGAAUGAAGACUGAGUCUGUUCAAAGUGAAAGGAAGCCUGUUGAGAUUGUGCCCAGAGAGAAACAUAUCAACUGUGCUGCCUCCACCCAGAAGAUCUACAUCCGUAAGGAUAUUAACAGUCCACUCAUCGCCACGCCAACAUUCAUCUCAGACACAGAGACAAAUGACUCCAGAUCAAGCCUGCUGGACCAGGGUAUGCUGGUUAAUAUUCAGCAGCCUGUCAUGCAGAGUGAUGGAACGGUGCUGUUGGCGACUGACUCAAAGAUGGAGUCCAGCCAUGGAGACUUGGGGACGCUGGCAAAUGUGGUGACAUCACUGGCCAACCUGAGUGACUCAUUGAAGCAGAAUUUGAAAAAUGGAGAUUCAUCAGACUGCCAAUAUGUGGAGAAUAACACUACAGAAAUAACACGUGCCUUCGACACCCUGGCCAAAGUGCUCAAUCCACUCGAAGCAGUUGUGACUGAUAAGUGUGUUAGCGGAACAGCCUUUCAACUCAUUGGCCGAGACCAGGAGACAACAAUCAUUGAGGUUGAAGGGCCGCUGCUCACAGACGGCCAUGUCAGCUUUCAGCUGACCAUGCCCAGUCCCAUGCCUGAGUACUUGAAUGUACACUACAUAUGUGAAUCGGCCUCCAGGCUUCUCUUCCUCUCCAUGCACUGGGCACGCUCCAUCCCUGCCUUCUCAGCUCUAGGUCAGGAAGCAAACACCAGUUUGGUGCGAGCCUGCUGGAAUGAGCUGUUCACACUGGGUCUUGCUCAGUGUGCUCAUGUGAUGAAGCUGUCCACCAUCCUGGCUGCCAUCGUCAGCCACCUUCAGAGCAGCAUCCAGGAUGACAAGAUGUCAGGGGAGAGAGUGAAGCAAGUGAUGGACCACAUCUGGAAGUUCCAGGAGUUCUGCAACAGCAUGACGAGGUUGGAGACAGAUAGCUACGAGUACGCCUACCUGAAGGCCAUUGUAUUGUUCAGUCCUGAUCACCCAGGUAUGGACUGCAGUGGGCAAGUGGAAAAAUUUCAAGAGAAAGCCAUGAUGGAGCUGCAGGACUAUGUACAGAAGACCUAUCCAGAGGACACCUACAGGUUGACUCGUAUCCUGACUCGUCUGCCAGCUCUGCGCCUCAUGAACUCCAACAUCACAGAGGAGCUCUUCUUCACUGGCUUAAUUGGUAACGUUUCCAUUGACAGCAUCAUUCCCUACAUCCUCAAGAUGGAGACGGCUGAGUACAACAGCCAGGACAUUGACCCCACAGAGUGACACCUCCUGUCUUGUGAAACAAGACAAGAAAUGGCCACUUUAGAUACUCUGUUCCCUCCAUGAUUGUUUUUUUUGUUGAAGCCCUGAUGAGCAUCCUGCAGUGGCCUCUUGUUUUCUGUACUCACUAUUCACAAAUCCCUCUCAAUGUUUCUACACAUCAAAACUAAUUCCAUUUCAACCCUCAGACUUUUAGUUUGGUCUUAUUGUGUUAUUCUUUCGCAAUAAUGACAUACAUGCCUCAUUCAAAAUGAGUUUAUGAAAUAUGAUAUUUAAAUUUCCCCCAUCCCUGCAUUUUAAAUGUACUUUAUCAUUUGUGUGGUACAAACUGGUAUGCAAUACCUGGUCCUGUGCUUUUUUUGUAACAUUACAGUAUGUAAUAAGGAAUAGAAAUAUGCAUUGCAAUGCCUUUAUUAAUGUGUUUUUCCUUACUUUGAAUACAUGGAACUAACAACUGGAAGGAGAACAUCCAUCAGGUACUCAAAUCUAGUCAAUGUAACAGCAGCAGACCUCAGUCUUUAAGUGUAAGUAAAGUGCUUUAAUGGCUCAUUUACAUGAUUAGUUAAUGUAUUUAUUCCAUAUUGUAGUUCUAGCUUUCUCUCACACAUUAAGCCAAAUGAGCAGAUUAGAUUGUCUAUUUGUAUUUUUUUAUUUCUGGAUUAAAGUUAAGAUAUUUUGGUUGUUUUUAUGUUAUUUGUGGCCUACCUUGAAUACGUUGAUGAUAUCCUGUGGAACGACCUCAUCACUUUUCCCUUUAUGACAAUCAUUUGUUUAUUCCCGAGCCCAUCAGUGUCGCUGUCUUUCUUAUUUAUCAGAAGCAUUUAUUUGUUUCUUUUACCAAGUAUUACAUACAUAAUUUUGUUUUAAAAUGGUUUACUUAUGUGUAGCUAUGCUACUGCUUUUGUGCUUGUGUUUAAAUUUAUACCGUGUUUAUUCACAUCUAUUCUGACUAAAUUGAACCUUUGUGGGUUUUUUUAUGUUUUCUGAAAGCUACAAUUUGUUCUGAACAACUGUGCUUGUUGCAUACUAAGUGUACUUAAAACAAUUUUGGGCAGGUUUCCCUAAUUUUAAGAGUAACGGAAAAGAUUUCCUAGGAAACAAGGCUGUAGUGCAUUGUCCUGAGGACUUUAUGCAGCAGCUUCCUGCUUGUAUAAUGAUUUAGAAAAUGUAUCCAUGAAUGAGAAUGAGUUAAAUGAGUUUGAAAUGUGGAAUAUGUUCAUUGUAAUUUGGGUUUAAAACCCAUUACGACUGUUUGUAAAAAUGUAUGUGGAAAGUUAACUUUGUACAUGUAAUUUCAUUAAGAUGAGUGCAUGUUUGUUUUUAAGCAAUUUUCUAAUGUUCUUGCAGUCUGCCCUAUUAAUCAACAUUUUUAUAGUGCAUUGCCGUGCAUGAAGAAGUGGCUUAUUGCAUUUUAUUAAAUGCUGUAUAAAAAAAAAAGUUCAUUAAGUGUUGUGGCUUUAACAUAUUACAAUGAUCACCUCCACUUUUGAACAUAUUUGAAACAAUUUUUUUCAUCUUUGUGGUUUGACUAUUCCAGGGUUAACAGUUUCUACAAUGUAUGUUCUGAUUUUGUGCUCAUGUGUUAGUUCAAACUCAGUCAUUGUUUGACCUACAUUGAUUGCAACCUUACAUGUCUACCUCACAGAUGAAAAUGGAAUCCAAAUGUAUUAACGAACUCCUGUAUUAACAUUCCAGUCUCUGAGGCUGGCUUCGUCAAAGCCACACAUAUGAAUGAAAUAAAA